Molecule: messenger RNA, 5925 nt
Organism: Bubalus bubalis (water buffalo)
Lineage: Eukaryota; Metazoa; Chordata; Mammalia; Artiodactyla; Bovidae
Gene: DIAPH1
Product: diaphanous related formin 1
Exons: 29
Coding region: 195-4010 (1271 amino acids)
Biological process (GO): actin cytoskeleton organization; actin filament polymerization
Cellular component (GO): actin filament; cytoplasm
Molecular function (GO): actin binding; small GTPase binding; microtubule binding
Source: RefSeq, a predicted model, not a curated record
GGAAGUGGGGCAGGCAGGCGGGAGCAAGGCGUCGCCGUUGUAUAUUCAUGAGGCGCGCGCAGCCCGGCAUGCUAAUGAGGCGGGGCGCGGCGGCGAACUGAGAAGCUGCUGGGCGGCGGCGGCGGCAGCGGCGGGCUUGGAGCUGCGGGCGGGAGCGGCGUGGGCGUGGGGUCACUAGCAACGCAAACCUGGACAUGGAGCCGCCCGGCGGGGGCCUGGGACCCGGCCGGGGGACCCGGGACAAGAAGAAGGGCCGGAACCCGGACGAGCUGCCUUCGGCAGGCGGCGACGGCGGCAAAUCCAAGAAAUUUACUCUGAAGAGACUCAUGGCAGAUGAGCUGGAGAGAUUUACCAGCAUAAGAAGUAAGAAGGAGAAAGAAAAGCCCAAUUCUGCUCAUAGAAAUUCUUCUGCAUUUUAUGGGGAUGAUCCCACAGCACAGUCAUUGCAAGAUGUUUCAGAUGAGCAAGUUCUAGUACUCUUUGAACAGAUGCUGCUGGAUAUGAACCUGAACGAGGAGAAACAGCAACCUUUGAGGGAGAAGGACAUUAUCAUCAAGAGAGAGAUGGUGUCCCAGUACUUGCACACCUCCAAGGCUGGCAUGAGCCAGAAGGAGAGCUCUAGGUCAGCCAUGAUGUACAUUCAGGAGUUGAGGUCAGGCUUGCGGGAUAUGUCUCUGCUCAGCUGCCUGGAGUCCCUACGUGUCUCCCUCAACAACAACCCUGUCAGUUGGGUCCAAACAUUUGGUGCUGAGGGCCUGGCCUCCUUAUUGGACAUCCUUAAACGACUUCAUGAUGAGAAGGAGGAGACUGCUGGAGGCUAUGACAGCCGUAACAAGCAUGAGAUCAUUCGCUGCUUGAAAGCUUUUAUGAAUAACAAGUUUGGAAUCAAGACCAUGUUGGAGACAGAAGAAGGAAUUCUGCUGCUCGUCAGAGCCAUGGAUCCUGUGGUUCCCAACAUGAUGAUUGACGCUGCGAAGCUGCUGUCUGCCCUCUGCAUCCUGCCACAGCCAGAGGACAUGAAUGAAAGGGUUUUGGAGGCGAUGACAGAAAGAGCUGAAAUGGAUGAGGUGGAACGUUUUCAGCCGCUGCUGGAUGGAUUAAAAAGUGGGACCUCCAUUGCUCUCAAGGUGGGAUGCCUACAGCUCAUCAAUGCUCUCAUCACACCUGCUGAAGAACUUGACUUCCGAGUUCACAUCCGAAGUGAACUGAUGCGCUUGGGGCUGCACCAAGUGUUGCAGGACCUUCGAGAGAUUGAAAAUGAAGAUAUGAGAGUGCAGCUUACUGUAUUUGAUGAACAAGGAGAAGAAGAUUCCUAUGACCUGAAGGGACGGCUGGAUGACAUUCGAAUGGAGAUGGAUGACUUCAGUGAAGUCUUCCAGAUUCUCUUAAACACAGUGAAGGAUUCAAAAGCAGAGCAGCACUUCCUGUCCAUCCUGCAGCACUUACUCUUAGUCCGAAAUGACUAUGAGGCCAGACCGCAGUACUAUAAGUUGAUUGAAGAAUGUAUUUCUCAGAUAGUUCUGCAUAAGAAUGGGGCUGAUCCUGACUUCAAGUGCCGGCACCUCCAGAUUGACAUUGAGGGACUGAUUGACCAAAUGAUUGAUAAAACAAAGGUGGAGAAAUCAGAAGCCAAAGCUACAGAGCUGGAAAAAAAGCUGGACUCCGAGUUAACAGCUCGACAUGAGCUCCAGGUGGAAAUGAAAAAGAUGGAAAGUGACUUUGAGCAGAAGCUCCAGGAUAUUCAGGGAGAAAAGGAUGCAUUGGAUUCUGAAAAGCAAAAAAUUGCCACGGAGAAACAGGACCUGGAAGCAGAAGUGUCUCAGCUCACAGGAGAGGUCGCCAAGCUGUCCAAGGAACUGGAAGACGCCAAGAAAGAAGUGGCUUCUCUCUCUGCUGCAGUUACUGCUGUAGCCCCUCCUAGCAGUGCUACUGUUACCCCUGCCCCUCCUUUACCUGGUGACUCUGGGCCCGUUAUACCCCCUUUAUCAGUCCCCACACCCCCUCUUCCUGAGGCCAGGGUCAGUCCUCCUCCACCACCUCCUCCUCCUCCUUUACCUGGGUGUGUUUUCAUCCCCCCACCUGGGGGUCCUAGCAUCCCCCCUCCUCCCCCUUUGCCUGGAGGUGGUAGCAUCCCCCCACCUCCUCCUCCCUCUUUGCCUGUAGGUGUUAGCAUCCCCCCACCUCCUCCCCCUUUGCCUGGAGGUAUUAGCAUCCCCCCACCUCCUCCCCUGCCUGGAGGUCCUGUCCUCCCCCCACCCCCUCCUCCCCUGCCUGGAGGUCCUGUCCUCCCCCCACCGCCUCCUCCCCUGCCUGGAGGUCCUGGCCUCCCCCCACCCCCUCCUCUCCUUCCUGGAAGUCUUGGCCUCCCCCCACCCCCUCCUCCCCUGCCUGGAGGUCCUGGCCUCCCCCCACCCCCUCCUCCCUUGCCCGGAGGACCAGGAAUGUUACCUCCCCCUCCCCCUUUUCCUGGUGGAAUCCCUCCACCCCCUCCAUUUCCUGGAGGCCCUGGCAUUCCUCCACCUCUCCCUUUUGGAGUUCCUGCAGCCCCAGUUCUGCCAUAUGGAUUAACCCCAAAGAAACUUUACAAGCCAGAGGUGCAGCUCCGUAGGCCAAACUGGUCCAAGUUUGUCGCUGAGGACCUUUCCCAGGACUGCUUCUGGACAAAGGUGAAGGAGGACCGAUUUGAGAACAGUGAACUUUUCGCCAAACUUACCAGUACCUUUUCUGCCCAGACUAAGACUUCAAAAGCCAAGAAGGAUCAGGAAGGUGGAGAAGAAAAGAAAUCUCUGCAAAAGAAAAAAGUGAAAGAGUUAAAGGUGUUGGAUUCCAAGACAGCCCAGAAUCUCUCAAUCUUUUUGGGUUCCUUCCGCAUGCCUUAUCAUGAGAUUAAGAAUGUCAUCCUGGAGGUGAAUGAGGCUGUUCUCACUGAGUCCAUGAUCCAGAACCUCAUUAAGCAGAUGCCAGAGCCAGAGCAGUUAAAAAUGCUUUCUGAACUGAAGGACGAAUAUGAUGAUUUGGCUGAGUCAGAGCAGUUUGGUGUGGUGAUGGGUGCAGUACCCCGCCUGCGGCCUCGCCUCAACGCCAUCCUCUUCAAGCUGCAGUUCGGGGAGCAGGUGGAGAACAUCAAACCCGAGAUCGUCUCAGUGACUGCCGCGUGUGAGGAGGUGCGAAAGAGCGAGAACUUCUCUAGCCUCCUGGAGAUAACCUUGCUUGUUGGAAACUAUAUGAAUGCUGGCUCCAGGAAUGCUGGUGCUUUUGGCUUCAACAUCAGCUUCCUUUGUAAGCUUCGAGACACCAAGUCCACAGAUCAGAAGAUGACAUUGUUGCACUUCUUGGCUGAGUUGUGUGAGAAUGAUCAUCCCGAGGUCCUGAAGUUCCCAGACGAGCUUGCCCACGUGGAGAAAGCCAGCCGAGUUUCUGCUGAAAACUUGCAAAAGAACCUAGAUCAGAUGAAGAAACAGAUUUCCGACGUGGAACGUGAUAUUCAGAAUUUCCCAGCUGCCACAGAUGAGAAAGACAAGUUUGUUGAAAAAAUGACCAGCUUUGUGAAGGAUGCACAGGAACAGUACAACAAGCUGCGGAUGAUGCACUCUAACAUGGAGACGCUCUACAAGGAGCUGGGCGAGUACUUCCUCUUUGACCCCAAGAAGGUGUCUGUGGAAGAAUUCUUCAUGGAUCUGCACAAUUUUAAGAAUAUGUUUGUGCAAGCUGUCAAGGAGAACCAGAAGCGGCGGGAGACAGAGGAGAAGAUGCGGCGAGCAAAGCUGGCCAAGGAAAAAGCAGAGAAGGAGCGGUUGGAGAAGCAGCAGAAGAGAGAGCAACUCAUAGACAUGAAUGCUGAGGGUGAUGAGACAGGUGUGAUGGACAGUCUUCUGGAAGCCCUGCAGUCAGGCGCAGCAUUCCGACGGAAGAGAGGACCCCGUCAGGACAAUCCCAGUCCCUGGGAGGAGGAGGAGGAGAUCUAUAAAUUGGCGUCAGGAAGGCAGCGUGUGCAGCCACAUCUCAGCUAGUCUCAGAGCUGACCAAGGAGGAUGCCAUGACCUGUGUUCCUGCCAAGUUGCCUAAGAGUGAGGAAGUCCCCACCAUCCUUGAGGAGACCACAGAGUUGCUCGGCCGUGCAAGCUAAGCCAGGUCCUGGGGCCACGGCAGCUCCUCGGUAGAGCCCUCGACUGUCCCGCCUGCAGCAUGUGCCUGAAGGGUUGCGGAGGUGUUCCUCUGCGGUGGCCGCUCCCAUCACCCUGGCCGCUCCCAUCACCCUGACCCCACCUUACUCUCCGGCAUGCUGCUCUCUGCCCAUCGCACACAGCUUCAGCUGCCUGGAGGCCAGAAGGAAAGGGCAGUGUGGGGGGCCCAAGCCCAACCGGGGCAGUCCUGGCUCUUGUUACCAAAACAGGCUCCGUGUUUGCUGCCUUAACCCCAAGUGUCUCCACUGUUCUCCGGGGCCUCAUCUCAGACAAGGCCCACCUGCUCUCUCUGCCCCUGCCUCUCCAGUGGGCUUUGCCUAGGUCAAUUGUGCUGGGUUUGUGCUUUUCUGUUGUGUGUUCUCUGGUCCUGAGAGCAACAUGGGCUUAGGAACCUCUGGGCUCCAUCCCCCAGCUCUGCUCUGCCUGCCCCGGCUCCUGUUGUCUGUUAUUGGUGGGGAGGCACUGGGAGGUGCUUCCAAGGAAGUGGGGAGCAGAUCCCCCUCCCACCCCACCAUUUGAGAAAGACCUCCCCAGACAAGGAGGACCUGCCUAGGCCAGGGCCUGGGGGCGGGCAGGCGGGCAGGGCAGGGUGGGGCGGAGCCGCCCCCAGCCUGCUGCCAUGCUGUGCACCUGCCCUGGCCUCUCUCAACCCUCCCCCGUACCAGCCCCCAGCGGCUGAGCCACGGGCCCUCCUCACGCCCUCCCCAGAGCUUUGGUCUCAUCUGAAAGUGUGGGCUGUCCUGUGACCAUCCCCACACCUUACCCUCUGUCUCCAAGGAAAGGGGAGGUGGAGCCUCCUGGUUGAGAAAUUGUUUUGCAAAUGGAUCUAUUUUUAUAUGAAUUUUUUUUUUUUUUUUUUUUUUUUAAGAAAAAUAAGCCUUCCUCCUUUCCCCUCCAUAAUAUAAGAGGCUUUGAUGGCAGGUUCCAGAGUCCCUGGGAUUUCUCACCACAAGCCUCAAUUCUGAGCAAGGCCCCUGGACCUCCACUCAGCCCUGAAGCCUCUGGGCCCUCGAGGCCAGUGCAGACUCUCACCCCCAACAUCUGACUCAGGGGCCAGAGGCGGCUCUUCUCUGGUUGAGCUGGACCAGGCCUAAGCGUAAUAGGAGCUCUCAAACAACAAAGAGUUUUUAUAAAUUUAAUAUAUUUAUCAAGCCAAAUGUGCAGAUGCUAACUGGACGCUCUGGAGAAGUGGGCCCAGGGACGCCCCACCCUGUUCUCUCUUCAGCAGUGGGAAGGCCACAUGUUUCAGUGGGCACAGCCACAGGAAUCUCAGAUUCUCUGGCUAAAGGUAACACUUUGCCCUCCUGUGCUCCUCUCAGCUUCCCACCACCCCCAGGUAGGGGGCGAGAAUGGCACUGGAAAGGCCUGGCCCUAAAGCAUAGUUCUUAGAGCAAGGGGAGCUUAGGAGACCUCAGGCGCCCCCAGGGAGGCCUUGAGGCUGGGCAGAAGGGUUCUGGUUGCUAGAGCCUGUGUGCAAAGGGGCACCAGCAGCCCCCUGAGCUAGUGCUGGGAGGACUAUGGUGGGGGGGGGGCCUGCUACUCCCCUCAGUUCCCUCCUCCCUGCUGACAUCUGGGGCUUUGACCCUUUCUUUUUUAAUCUAAUUUUGCUAAGAUGCAUUUAAUAAUAAUAAUAAAGGGACAAAAUGCAAACCUGUUUCCCUCGCCUCUUGGGCUUCUGGGAUGUCAUCACCUCCAGUUUGUUGGGUUUGUUUCCAACUGUUAAUAAAGCAUUGAAACAGUA